GCCUGCUUUCUAAUGGUAUCCGCUGGAAGCCGAACUAACAGUCAGACAACACUGAGACUCUAAACAGCUCACAUUCUGAGACUUGAUCAGCGAACGUUCUGGGACUCUGCAAGGUAAACGUUCAGCUCAGUGUUCUAUGGGUAAACGUGCUGAAUGGAAGUGAUACAAAAUGGAAGCUUAACUGACAUAAACUAUAUACGUUGUAUGAUAUAUGUGCACUGGUUCCCAACUUUUUCUGUAAUCUAGACAGGAAAUUAAUAGGGAAUUUCCAAAUCCUGGCUGUUGGCGUGUCAGGAGGAUGCGCCAUAAACUGUUAUACCACCAGUUGGAAUGUUUAACCUAUAGGACAUAACUAGAAACUGGUCUCCAAACUGGGAUGCAGUGAGCUUCCUCUUUAACCCCUUAAGGACACAUGACGUGUGACAUGUCAUGAUUCCCUUUUAUUUCAGAGGUUUGGUACUUAAGGAGUUAAAGGAAAGUUUCAUUUAUCUCAUUUACCUCUGACAAGAGCAGAUAACUUUUUUGUGUGUAUGUAUAUGUGUUUUUUUUUUGUUUUGUUUUUUACGAUCUCCAUAAAGUAAUGGGUUAAACUGAUUCCUUAAUGGACUAAACAUAUUUAUUUGGGGAAAAUCCCUCCAUCGUGGUUUUGUACAUUCCUUUACUUAAAUUCUUUAUUGACUUCAUAGCAUAUCUAACUACUGCUAGCAGCUGUAAAGCAGCAGGAUCGAUUUACUAAACAGAGUUGUGCUCAAUCAAGUUUGUGGGGUUUUUUUUGUUUGUUUUUGUUUAAAAUAAAUUAUUCUGAAUUCUAUUAAUUUUCACACACCACAAUAUAUUUCUACCGAAUUUUCAAAUGUUAGGCAAAAAGACAGAAUCGUGACUCCGUUAUUCUAACUUGGCUAUUUUGGGUUACAAUUUUCAAUCCUCUUUUCAGUUAUCCACCAUUAACGAUUGCUGUUUAGUGGGUCAACAAAACAAAUUGUUUGAAUUGUUGUAACUUUACAGUAGCACUAGUUUAAGCAAAAUAAAGUCCAUAUAUAUUGGGUAUACUGAUGAGGUACAACGAAUAUAACCUUUCAGCUGUUAAGAGGAUAAAGUGAAUUAAAUUCGUAGCUGGACAGCCACAGAAUAGUGACUACUGUUUGUUACAUACUUAACCCCUUAAGGAUCAAAAUUCUGGAAUAAAAGGGAAUCAUGAGAUGUCACACAUGUCAUGUGUCCUUAAGGGGUUAAACUCGAACUAUACAAAGAGGUUAUGUCAAUGCCAAAUAUUCCAGCUGGAAGGGAAUGUCUAUGUGUAAAGUAUAUCCUGAGGCACACAUGCUCUUUUUACCCAACUCCUUUUUAUUUACCAUGGAACAAUGGUACUGUGUUGACCAUGCCAGAAACUUGAAAUGGUUUGACAUUUAUAUACUAAACACCAAAUUUUCUUUGACAUGUGGAUUUUCCAUUCACUACAGUUUAGUUAAUAAACCCCUGUCCUGCACAAGUUGCUGAGAUACUGUUAUUGUAGUAGCUAAGUAAGCUGAUGAGUAGUGUGGCUUCGGUAUCAUUGUAGAAAGUCAAAUUAUAUAUCCAGUGUGCAUAUAUGUUCAAUAAUCCGUGUGUGUGUAUAUGUGGAGGGGGUAUUUUUGGAGCAAAAAUUGUAUAUUUUCUGUAUGAAGAAGCAAUGCAAAUGUGUUUGUGUGUCAAAUUGAUAAGAACGCACAGUUUCCUGUUGUGUUUUAGGUACAUAACAAUAAGAGAAGGUUCUUGUGAAAUGAGAAUCUGCCACAUUGUUUGAAUAUAAAGAUAACAUGAAGGUGAUAAACACCCAUGUGCUAAAUAAUUCCACUUCCCCCAUGGACAUUUGCAUAAAAAAACUACUGUGAGAAAAGCAAGAGAGUUUGCAUUCUGCUCAAAGCAAAUGGUAAAUUUGUUACUGGGGGUGGACAAAUUCCUUUAUAUUCAUUUAGUAGAGGACUUUUGAGCUAACUUAAUCAAAUAUAAAGUGAUUGAACAAGUGGUUUCCUUUAGUUUUGUUUACUAAUAAUGUUAUUUAAUGGAGGUACAGUAUGAGGGUACAGUAAGGAAGUCCCAGGAGAUCAAACAAAAAAUAGCCUCCACUGAGAUAUAGAUAUAUAUAUGCUUAUCUGUUUUUGUUGCAUAAGUCUGGAUAACUUGUUUGAGCUGCUUAACAUCUCCGUUAAUAGAAAUAACUUUUUAUUUUAUGUUUGAUAUAGGGAUUUGAGUACUGGCCAAUUUAAUUUAAAAACUGACAUGCAACAAUACAUAGUUGCCUUAAACUAUUAUUUUAAUGUUGGUGCUUGUUAUAAAAUUACAUAAAAGGAAUAAUAUAUUAUUUUUUCAGAACAGUGCCUAUGCAACCAGUAAAUGUUAUUGUAGGGCUAUUUUGUUAUAGGAACAUGUAUUUGCUUUCAGUAGGCAAACAAGGAAGGUUAUAGCAGAAACCUGUUGCCAGUGUAGGUGUUUGUAAACACUGCAUGACUACAAGUGAAAUGUUGACAUGUGACCGCUUCAGCAGAUGAUCAGUGACACAAAUCAUGAGAUCGUUCAUUAAAUUGACACUUUAUCAAUUGACUGACCCUUAAUAUUAAGAAAGGGUUUUUACAUAUGCACAUGCUUAUAUUAAAUACAACAUGGUUUUCAGUAGUGUAGUAUAAAAGUUUAUUUUCUCAGGGUUUUUUUAUUGUCUAUUUCCUAUUCUGGAAAUCCCUUUCAAAUUUUAUUAUGAUGGUUUAAAGGAUUAUUCACAAUUCUCAAAAAUUUUAAGACCCAAAAUGGCCAAAAUAGAAAGAAAAAAAACUCCCAAGCCAGUAAUGUGUCCCGUUCAACUAUUUUGGUCUUCUGUCUGAAAUUUCCAUUGAAUUCCUGACAAUUCUCAUGUUUGUGAAAAAUGCUGCAUGUGUGGUAGCUUCCAAGUAUCACUUCAGCUGUUGCAUAUCAUCCACAAAUUUAAUUCCCAUCAUAAACUCACACGCUGGCUGGCUGCAGUAGUUCUUCACCUUCAGCACAACUUGUAGCUGUUUUCUAUAUAUAAAUUCCAUAAUGGUUUCUGAAGGAGUGGUUAGACAUUCAAGGUAGUAACUGGAAACUUAAGGGUUAACUCGGUGCUCAUAAUUUUUCUUCAUGUUGGGUUAAUGGUAAAUACGCCAAUGAAUAUAAAGUGUUUUGUACAUUGUUACACAUAAGUUCACUGAUAUCAUGAUAUUUUACAUUGCUAUAGCAGAACACAAUGGAUAAGGCAAACCGCUUUGAGAAGGGAAGUAAACGGAGAGCAACAUUCAUGACGUUAAAUAAUGAAGAAGCAAAGAAAGUCUUGGAAAUGUACGUGAAACGAAGUUUAAGCAACUGUGAUGAGAAAACCAGAAAGGAAUUGAAGUCUAGGAAAGUUCAGAGGUCAGCAAGUUAUUUUUCCAAAUCUUUAGUGGUUACAAGUAAGAAAAAGUUAUGUAGAGCAAAAAACCUUCAAAAGACAGAGGAACUAAAAAAGGAAGAGCAAACUGUCAAUCUAGAAAAUGGAACUUUGGAACCUUCACAAGAUGUGAAUGAAAGUACAGACCAUGCAAAAGGUACGAAAACAGUCAAACAAUCCUGGUUUAAGAAUUUGUUUGGUCCGUUAUUUAAGAAAAAAGAUGACAAGAAAAAUGAUAAACACAUGCAUUGUGUAGAGAAAACUGUGCCAGACACGUGUUGUGUUUUUGAAGACCAAGUGACUUGUGUUGAAGAUGCUAGUCCACAACGUAAGGCAUCCAAAAAGAUUGGCAUACAAAGAUCCAGCAUUAGAAGAGCAUUUUCUUUUAAAAAACACACAACUGAAGAUGUCACUGGAGGUUUAACAGCUGAUGGUCUCCCAGGCAAGCUGAAGAGGCCAACACAUCUCCCACUGACAUGCAUCAACAGACCCUCAUCGGGCAAAGGUAGAUAUGAGAGUUUUAUUUCACUUUUUUGUUUGUCUACAUGAAUUGCUAAAUGUCAGGGCAUGCUUAAAUGUUCAUGAUAAACUUAAAGGGUUAGUCUUAGUGGUAGGAGCCUGUGCAGUGUUUGAGUGAAAUAUCACAUCCAGAGAUAUUUGCACUUGUGUGCUUAGGACUAGUUCAUAGAGAAGCAUUUGAGUGGACUGUGGAUGAUGCGGCAUGACGUCACAGAGUGGGGAUGAGGACCUUUCCUGGGGCUGGAUUCCAGCUAAUUUAUUCUUUUUCCUGUUUCCUACGGCAUUUAGUUUUGUGGGUUUUUUUUUUUACAAGGCAUAAUCAAGGGAACAAAUGUAUUGAUGAGAAAUUGGUUAUAGUGACAUUUUAACUGAUUUAUUUGUUUUAGAUAAAAAGAAUACAGACUGCUAUUACCAGAAGGUUUCUGCAGAAAUUGAGUUGAUUGUUAAGGAAAGUGAUAAACCAGAAGAAAGAAAGAGUGUGAGUGGAGAAUCAAACUGUGAAGCCACUGAAGACAUAGGUAAACAUUUAAUUUAUAUUUGACUGGGGUUUGUUUUUUGUUUGUUUUUGUUUGUUUUUUUUUUUUGUUUUUGUGGUGGGGUGAUUAAAAGAAGCCUGAGCAUUGUCGCCCAACCUUGGAAGCAUUUAUGUGCCCCCAUUGUGACCUCUGCAGCCUAAAAGCGAUGGUGGGAAACCUGAAUUAGUCAGACUGCUCAAGUUCCACUUGAGAAUCUUCACUUGCUUGUUCUUCUCUAAAGUGCACACAAUGUGUGACAGAACUUCAAUAGCUGGGGUAUGUUUAUAAAAAUGUCUGCAUAUAUAACAUCUAUUGACUUUACGUGUUUCUUUUCUUUUAGAUGAUCUUAUUAAAAAAAUAGUCUCUAUACUCCGGAAUCAGGGGGAUGAAUGGAACAACAAGGUAAAAAAUACUUUCUUGAAAUGUUUGUUUAUAGAAAAUGGUCAUACAAAAAAAGUAUUCUAAACCUGACACCAUAUGAACAGUCUAUUAAAGGGACAUGGUACUCACCAGAGCAACUACAGUUUAAUAUAGUUGACCUGGGGUGUGUGUGUGUAUAUAUUAUGUCCCUGCAGGCAUUUUAAUAUUAAAUGAUGCAGUGCAAUGUCAUACCUCUCAAUGCUUUCUUAUGGGAAAGAUUUGAGAAUAGGCAAAAACGUAGUAGCUUGCCCUUCAAUUACAAGCUGGUUAUUGCCAAUUUUCACUUUCUGGUUUUGUUAUCCAUGCAUUUGUUUAGGGUUUCCUAAAGCUAAAAGUGUAAUGUAGGCAUAAACAGUGUGCCAAGAGAGGGUAUUGGCUACGCCUCACUGACAAGGUCCAAAUAGGACUGAAACAAUCAUCCGAUGUUGUAAUUUCCUGGACACCGGGAACUUGCUGGCAUUUCUUGGUUCUCUCUGUAUUGGCAUAUGUGCGCAGAACUUAUUUGAGACCUGUGUGGACUAACCAAAUGGGCAAACUACAUUAUUCUGUCUCAAUGUCCUCAUAUCUUUUGCAUGCUUUUGCAGUGUCUAUGGUUUUUUUCCUUGAUCAAUAAACUAGUUUGACUAUUUAUUGAAAUAGAUGAAAGAGGACCCAACCAUCAACCACUUCUUCAGAAACAUUUCGUAUAACUCAUUCAAACAAUUGGUCGAUGUUUAUGUUGACAAGGAAGUGAAAAACAGGGCGGCAGAUGCAACUCCUGAAGAUCUACAAUUUGCAUACUCUGUCCACUUAACCGCUCAGGUUGCAGGAAUUUCCAGCCAUUCUGUAAACCGGAUCAUGGGCUUCGGAACUCAAUAUCUACAAGACAUUUUCACAAGAUAUUCAUGUGGCAAAAAUUGGGUAAGAUUAGAGAGAUCAUCAUCCGUUUACAGAGUAGCAGCAUUGCUUACAACUUAAAUUGUUUAAAGCACAAAUUAAACAGAAAACCAUAAUGCAGCCUGUGCAUGUUAGAAAACUAGAUCAGCAACUUGUCAUGUCAUUUCCUCAAUUGCUCUAUUUUUAUGUAACUGUAACAUGUUAAUUGAGUCCUAUAUUUCGACGUGAUUAAAAGUGCAAUUAAUGGUUGGUUAAGCCAUGCUGAUUAUAGAUACUCUAGGUAAGGUUUCAGUGUGGGUAUUAGUCAUGGGAAAGGUCACCUUGAAACACCCAUUGACCUAGAUAGUUGCACUCUAACACAUGACCUGACGCAAUCAUACUAAACUGUAAAAUGUUUUGAUCCUGAUGCAAAAUGAAGAUGUUAAUAGAUGAUACUCCCUCAGAUAUGUACGAAUACAUAAUUGCCAUGUUUAUCAAGCUAAUCUGUGACAUUUCUGGGGCAGUAAAAGUGAAGCAAUCAGUUGGAACAUUAUUUUUGGAUUCAAAGAGAAUAGUUUGAAUUGACAUAUGGCCCACUACUGCCAGUUUCACUUGGAUAGAUUAUCAAUGUCUUGAUCCAUCAUUGUUUUUUAUUGUAUACCAAGCUUGUCUGCAGACAGACUUAGCAGGCUACAAAUCGCAAACUGGAUCAUUGCCAAAGCUGUCUUGGAAAAAUAAAAGUUGUAAUGCAUUUACCUUCUAAGAAAAUACAAGUGGUUCUUUAACAUGGUUAAAAAAAAAAUAGAAUUUGAGUGGGGAAAGUAAAGAAAUGGUCCUAAAUAUAUCUUUGAUUGUAGAGUUUUUGUUUUCUUAAUUUUUAUUUUUUUUAUGUACUUUAUUCACCAUGUGGAAACUUGGGAACAAAUUCGCAUAAUCUAGUCCAUGAUACAGUUGGAGGGAUAAAUCACUCAGUCAGUUAAAAUGGGAAAUUCCCCACUGCCUCUUUUUUGGUCUCUAUUAUUUAAAUGGUAAUGAAGUCACUACAAUUCAUUGUUUAGUGAGUAAACAAAGUGACACCAUCUCUGUUAAAUACAGUAAUUAUUGACCUUUUUAUUGUUUUUAGUGGUGUAUGUAACAAAUAAUUUUUAUCUUUACACAGGACAGCAGUGUAGACUCAACGGCUUGCCUUAGUCCUGACUGAGGAAAAAUAUACUGCACUGAAGCACAUGGUAACUGCAAGAACUAUUGAAACAUUCAACUCCAUAUUCCUAUAUUUCACGACUGGACCAGUGAAUAUUUAAAGGUUUCAGACAGGCUAGCCGGGCAGUCAAGAACUUUGAACUUUUGCUUUAAUCCAUCGCUACAUUUUACUGUAACUGAUGGAUAAUUAGAUGUUUGAACAAAGUGUUCAAAAUUACCAAGGAAUCAUUCUCCUUUUAGGCUUUUAAAGAUUUCCCAACAUUCCACAAGAAAAAUGAUUUUAAGAGUUUGAGAAAACAAGGCUUCAAAGUAAGUCUUUUAUCCUAAAGUAAGAAGAGGAAAAAAAAACUUUUUAUGUUUUACAAAAAGUGUAGACUGUUUACCAUUUUAUGACAUUAUUAUCAAAAAAUGUUUACACCUCUUGGAAAUUUACAGCUAUAAAACAGUUUUUUACUUCAUUUUUAUUAACCAUUUUAUUGCCAUUUAUUUACAUUUUUUUUUUUUUAAAGAAUACUUGACUUAACCUUCAAGAAAUCAAUAGUCUAAGUAAUUGCAUACAAAUAGACAUUUAUCCAUAUUAUCCAAAAUAGGAGGGAUUUCAAUCAUUCAAUAUUGAUGUUUAUAGGCUAAACAGUGGAUUUUCAACUAGUCUUCAAUAUUUAGAUUACUAUAGAUUUUAAGGGAAGAAAUAGUUGAUGCUAACUUGUUACCAUGGGCAGACUUGGAAAAUUAUAUAAGCGGUGAUGGAAGAUGGGGCAUUAGAGAGACUAGUGUAUGCAGCAUAGUGACUAAUUACUAAACCGUGAAUAUUUUACAUUCAGGAAAUUUUCUCACAUUAUCUGAGAGACAAGGCAGAAUGGGAAAACAAUGUAGCUUAUUAAAUUGCAUACCAGAAUCAUUUGCUACUUGUUCUGCAGAUCAAGUGAUUUUAGACACAAGGUUUGGAUAAAACCCUACUCGUGCUAGCUUACAAUUGGGAGGUACAGCCAUAUAUAGCUGAGUGUCAUGAGAAAUGUAGUCCACAGUGAAGGCUAGCCAUAAUUAUCCUAGCACAACCCUAGUUGUCAUAACAUGAACAUGACCACUGAAAUGGAUAUGUGAAAAUCAUAUUGUAUGUGUAGUGGAUUUUUUAAUAUAUAUAUAUAUAUAUAUAUAUAUAUUAUAUUAUAUUUUUUUUAAGUAUAUAAAGAAAAGACAAUCACAUGUCAUCAGAGUACAAUAUUGACAUUCCAACAUCCCUACAGAACCCAGAUCUCUUAUUAAUCAAGUCGAACAUUGGUCAGUCUGCUUUAAAAUUCAAUAAUACAAAAUCAUUGACAAAAAACAAAACCCGAUGGACUUUAGUCAUUAGGAAAGACAGUAGUAAAUGCAAAAGGGUUUCACAGUUCAAAUCUCGAAUACAUAUCAUACAUACAAAGGCAUAUUUUGUAUCCUGAACCCCUAACGCAAAAUCCCGUGGAGGGUAGAGGCAGAGAGAAGUGGUGAGGACAUCGUUAAUGGUUUUUUUUUUUUUUUAUAUUAACCUGAAACAAAAUGCAUAAACAUAUUUCCUUAAUUUAUAAUGAACUUUUAAACCGUUUUUUUGACUUUUUUUUUUUUUUUCCUACAUAGUCUUUUUUUUCUAGAAUAUGUAUAAAUGGUCAUUUACAAAAGUGCAGAGACAUGUGAAACCAUGCAGUUAUGUUUACAAAUAUUAACUUCUACCAUCUAAAGCAGGGAUGGGGAACCGUGGGCCUUCCAGACGUUUUGAACUACAUCUCCCAUAAUGCUCUUACUGCCAUAAUGCUCUUACUGCCAUAAUGCUAGCAAAGCUUUAAGGGAGAUGUAGUCCACAACAUCUGGAGGGCUGAAGGUUUCCCACCCCUGAUCUAAAGGUAUAGUUAAGACUUGCUUUGCAUCUCCUAUAAGUAUUUAUAUAUGUAUAUAUAUAUAUAUAUAUAUAUUUUAAUUAAUGCAGACCCUUAUUUAAUUACAUUCAGAAAUACUCUACAAUAUGUAGAGUAUUAAGAAUCACCUCAAUAUGUUG
Pelobates cultripes (western spadefoot toad) is the source of this 8950-nucleotide messenger RNA. Lineage: Eukaryota; Metazoa; Chordata; Amphibia; Anura; Pelobatidae. The record is from the annotation of a GenBank genome assembly.